AUGGAGGCGGAAGCGUUGGACGCAAUCAACCCCUUUCCACCUCAAGGCGACAACCCAAUUCUGGACUCCGACCUGUAUGGCGCAGACGGCUUUGAUAUGCCAGACCCUGGGCUGCUCACGGAAAAGAAUGAGUUGUAUUUCACCGCGCCGCCGCAGGACCUGCGGACUUUGACCCGCAGCCAGCGGUGGCAAAACAUGAACCCGCGUGCCCGCGCCCGCCAGCUGUGGCUGCUCCUACGCACAGGCCUCCACGACAUCGUGGAAAAGGAGAAAAGAGCGGAGCUGCGCGUGGCGCGCUUGACGCAUGGGCUGGAGGCGCUGCGCUGCCUGGAGGUGGCGGCGGGGCUGCGCUCCGUGGCGCAGGACCCGGUGGGAGGACGCUUUGUGGUGCUGGACGGCGCGGGCUGCCUGCACCUGCACAGAGAGGACGGCUGGGCACAGGAGAAGCUGCCGGCCCCCAUCGCGCUUUCGGGGCUGGUGACGGUGCUGGGUCCCCUGGGCGCUGUGGGCCGCUUUGUAGGGUGGGGCCCCUCGGGGCUGGCCAUACUAGGGCCCGACUUCAGCCUACUGUGGCUGAGUGAGCCGGGGGUGGGCAGGGCACCAGGCCGUGAGCCCACCUGCUGCCUGCCGGUGCCCUACCCAGGGCUGCUGCUUGUGGCCGAGGUGGGUGGUGGCCUGGAGCUUUGGAAGUUCCGCUCAGGUGGUCGCCGCCUGGUACCGCGAGGGUCACGCAUGCGGCCGACGCCGAACCUGGCGGGCCCGCUUAUGCGUCUGGCUCUGGGGCCGGCGCCUCCCCACCGCGUCCCGCGCUGCUUCGCUGCCUGUGGCUCAACCGUGCUCAGCUUUGAUCUGCAGGCCUGGGCCCUCCUCGACGUGCGCCGGGAUCUGCACAAAACCACGAUCUCGGACCUGGCGUACUGCGAAGGGGCAGAUGCCAUGGUGACGGCUUCCCGGGACAGCACGGUGAAGGUGUGGGAGGCCGACUGGCAGAUCCGGAUGGUGUUCGUGGGCCACACAGGCCCGGUGACAGCUCUGGCCGUGCUCCCGAACACCACCCUGCUGGUGUCGGCCUCGCAGGACGGGACGCUGCGCACAUGGGACCUGCAGGCGGCAGCACAGGUGGGCGAGGUGGCUCUGUGCUACUGGAGCCAGGACGUGCUGUCCGGGCGAGUGAGUCGCCUCCUGGCGCCCGCGCGCCCGGGCUGGCCGGUGCUCUCCCUGCGCGCGAGCAGCGUAGAGCUGUGGCGCGUGCGCGAGCUCUACUCGCAGCUGGCGCAGUUGCCCGCGCCCGUGCUCCACCUGCAGGCAGCACCCGCGCUGCCCGCGCCCGCUCCGUGCCACAGCGCCGUGGCCCGGCCCUGGGAGAACAAGAACCGGUACCUGCCCGUGCUGGGGUACACGGACGGCUCGCUGUCGGUGCUCGAGUGGCGCUCGUCCGAGACCGUCUUCCGCACGGAGGCACACAGCCCGGGCCCCGUCACCGCCGUGGCAUCCACCUGGAACAGCGUCGUGUCUUCGGGCGGGGACCUGACGGUGAAGGUGUGGCGCGUCUUCCCCUACACCGAGGAGAGCCUCAGCCUGCUUCGCACCUUCUCCUGCUGCCAUCCGGUGGUGAUGCUCUGUGCGCUCGGCACACGUGUCACCAUAGGCUUUGAGGACCAGGACAGUGCCACCUAUGGCUUGGUGCAGUUUGGCCUGGGCAACAGCCAGCGCUGUGACCACCGGCCCCAGGACGACCCCAUGGACCACAUCACCGGCCUGUGCUGCUGUCCCACGCUCGAGCUGUACGCCUGCUCCAGCCUGGACUGCACCGUCCGCAUCUGGACAGCCGAGAACCGCCUGCUGCGGCCCUGGCCUUCUGCAGCAACAGUGGAGACCUGGUGCUGGCACUGGGCUCCCGCCUCUGCCUGGUGUCCCAUAGCCUCUACCUGCCCACAUCCUAUCUGGUUAAGAAGCUGUGCCAAAAGACCCCUGAUGUGGUGGAUGACUCUCCACUACCACUGACCAGCCAGGAGUCUCUGACCUCUGCCCAGCUGCAGAGGCUUGCCAACCU
Galeopterus variegatus (Sunda flying lemur) is the source of this 2053-nucleotide messenger RNA. RefSeq names its product WD repeat-containing protein KIAA1875-like. Gene Ontology annotation, molecular function: protein binding. Bases 1 to 2004 code for a protein of 667 amino acids. Lineage: Eukaryota; Metazoa; Chordata; Mammalia; Dermoptera; Cynocephalidae. The record is from RefSeq and is a predicted model, not a curated record. The transcript is spliced from 11 exons.